UUGGACGGAGGUGCGCAGCAGCGGUUUGUUCCGGGGAGGUGGGCGUCGUCCGUUCGUUUCUCAACUUGCCUUCGGUCGUUUCCACCUUUUAUAUCGGACGCUUUCGUCAAAGGACGCGAACCGCCGUCGGUGAAAUGGCCGCCUAUAAACUGGUCUUGAUUCGUCACGGAGAGAGCAACUGGAACCAAGAAAAUCGCUUCUGCGGCUGGUUCGACGCCGACUUGAGCGAGACGGGGGAACGGGAGGCGAGGAAGGGCGGACAAGCCUUGAAAGAUGCUGGCUAUGAAUUUGACAUAUGCUACACCUCUGUGCUGAAGCGUGCAAUCCGGACCCUGUGGCUGGUUCUGGAUGGCAUUGACCAGAUGUGGGUGCCAGUGCAUCGGACCUGGCGGCUCAACGAGCGUCAUUACGGUGGCCUAACGGGGCUAAACAAGGCUGAGACAGCAGCCAAGCAUGGAGAGGCGCAGGUCAAGAUAUGGAGGCGUUCCUUUGAUGUCCCUCCUCCCACCAUGGAUCCAGACCAUGACUACUACACCAUCAUCAGUAAAGACCGCCGCUAUGCAGAACUAACUGAGGCGCAGCUUCCUGCCUGCGAGAGUCUGAAAGACACCAUUGCACGAGCGCUGCCCUUCUGGAAUGAGGAAAUUGCCCCGCAGAUCAAACAGGGGAAGAGGGUGCUCAUCGCUGCUCAUGGCAACAGUUUAAGGGGCAUUGUUAAGCACCUAGAGGGUAUGUCCGAGGAGGCGAUCAUGGAGCUGAACCUGCCCACGGGCAUCCCCAUCCUCUACGAACUGGACAAGAACCUGAAGCCUGUGAAGCCCAUGCAGUUCCUGGGAGACGAGGAGACUGUACGUAAAGCCAUGGAGGCAGUGGCCGCCCAGGGGAAGGCUAAGAAAUAGAGCGACGGAAAGGCAGCGCCCCCACUCUUGUGUACUAGGGUGCAGGUUGUCCUAAACAACUAGCCCAGAAUUACUGUAUUUCUAAACCGUAACGAGAAAGGGUAAGAAAUACGGUGAUGUGAUAUAGAUGGGUCGCCAUGGCAACGUCACUCUACUGACAGUGCGGGGACCGCCGAGUAACAGGGAUCAAGAACAAGGCCGGACCAACUACAGAUUUCAAGAGAUUGUAAAUGAUUUCCUUACUGGUUAAUUAAAUUCAAAACGAAUACUGCUAAAGGUAUUUUUUAGCACCAUGUAAUUGAAGGGCCUCACUCCUCCAAUGGCUAACCAUGCAAAUAUAUAUAUAUAUUUUUGUUUUUUGGACAAGCGUAAUGGAAUAAUUGUAAUCUAAUUUACUAACUAACCCUAAAAUAUAUAUAUAUAUAUAUAUAUAUAUAUAUAUAUAUACGUAUAUAUAUUUUCUAGACCAGGAAAGAAUAGCUUUAAGUUUUGUUUGAGAAAUGUUUUAGCGGUUUGCCGCUUAUGGGACAUCUAAAAACAUUGUACAAGUUGCUGUCGUUUUCCAUGUCACUCCCCAAGACGUUACAUGAAUAAUGUAUCUCUUUAUAAAUUAACAUAAUAUUACAAUCUUUUGAGACAAAGAGCAGCACAGUCACUUUCCCUUAUGUCCUCCCUUGUGGCGUGUGCUUGUUUUGCACGACUUUCUGUGGUAUGUCUCGUCGUCUCGUUUUCCUCUGUUGUCUUGCCAAACGAGUCUCCUUUUUAAAAGGUGUCAGACAUCCUACAUUGCUGUUAUUAUUGUAUCGUGUUGGUGACAAACCCGUACAGAACUCAACUGGCAUCUGCGAAUUACACGUUAUCCUAGCAAAACAUGGUUAUUAAAGAUUUAAACUUUACUCCUCUUUACCUGCACUCUCUAUUCCCGCACAACCCCGCCCCGGUUUGUUGGCCUUGUAAGUGUGUAUGGUAAGUGUGUAUGUAGUAUGUCCAGCAUCUAUUCAGUAUUCAGAAAGACCAGCUGCUGUGGUGUAGGAGUGGAGUUACGUGUGGACUAUGUCCUCAUGUCUAAAAUUGUUGCCAAUUAGUGUUAAUUCUAAUGUAUUGCGAAACCAGUUGUGAAAUAAACGUACAAUGAUGUGGCA
Messenger RNA from Lampris incognitus (smalleye Pacific opah), 2041 nucleotides. Its product is annotated as phosphoglycerate mutase 1-like. Gene Ontology annotation, molecular function: intramolecular phosphotransferase activity. Gene Ontology annotation, biological process: glycolytic process. NCBI's taxonomy places the organism in Eukaryota, Metazoa, Chordata, Actinopteri, Lampriformes, Lampridae. The record is from RefSeq and is a predicted model, not a curated record. The transcript has 4 exons. The coding region runs from base 135 to 899 and encodes 254 amino acids.